AUGGGUGUAGCGCCGCCGACAAGAGGACCGCUGUGCACGCACGAUCGAUGGAUCGAACCCGUCCCAGUGCCAACCAAGCCUUUCAUCCGAUCCGGGGUCGACAAACAAAUCGGUGGACACGGCUCAAGGACCCCGUCAAUGUCACUGACGAAAAUUGAGAACAUCUUGGAUGACAAUGGCGAGGGAACGAAACGAGUAGAAGAGAUGUUGGGACUCCCACGUCCAGUGAAGACGGGCCAUCUAAGUAUCUAA
Molecule: messenger RNA, 252 nt
Organism: Necator americanus (New World hookworm)
Lineage: Eukaryota; Metazoa; Nematoda; Chromadorea; Rhabditida; Ancylostomatidae
Exons: 2
Coding region: 1-252 (83 amino acids)
Source: RefSeq, a predicted model, not a curated record